Messenger RNA from Labeo rohita (rohu), 3652 nucleotides. RefSeq names its product acyl-CoA thioesterase 9, tandem duplicate 1 (gene acot9.1). Gene Ontology annotation, cellular component: mitochondrion. Gene Ontology annotation, molecular function: fatty acyl-CoA hydrolase activity. Lineage: Eukaryota; Metazoa; Chordata; Actinopteri; Cypriniformes; Cyprinidae. The coding region runs from base 343 to 1641 and encodes 432 amino acids. The record is from RefSeq and is a predicted model, not a curated record. Gene Ontology annotation, biological process: acyl-CoA metabolic process. The transcript has 16 exons.
AAAUGUUGUUCGUUCAAAGGACAUUUCCUGCUGAAUAACGUAGAAUAUCAUGUGAAAUGUUGUUUUAAGAAGGUUUUUAAGCACCUUUAUGUCUUGGUGAUAACAUAGAAAACUUUUUAAAACAUAACGACCGUAAUUACGGUAGAAGCUGGACCUCAGUCGGGAGAAAUAUUUGAAUGCGCUUUUAAACGGGUUUUACGGUAGACUAGCCGCGCCUACGUUCCAGGAAGUGAGAAUCACAGUCACUUAAGAUAGCUGUCAUUUAUGCAAGAAGUGAACUGUUGUAUAUCUCACGAAAUCCUUGCUGUUAUACAAUAAAGUGGUGAGCCAAGAACAAGGAAGAUGUUUUCUCCACGGGUCCUGAAGUCUGCAUCGUCCUUCAUAUGCAGAAGGUUUUCCACAAGUCAAAUGUGCCUUCAGGGGAAAGCACCAGAUAUGGCUGAGGGAAACACAUUUUUACUUGUGAGCAAUGUGCGCAACAGGCUGAGGGAGAUAGUUGGAGCAUCCACCAACUGGAAAGAUCAUCAGCAGGCAUUAGCCGAGCGUACAUCACUAAGCCAGUAUCUUGCUCAGAGUCAAGAAGAACUUCCUGCAAAGACAAUGAAGGACAGUGCAAUUGAGGCGCAUCUUCCUUUGGGUACCCAGCCUGCCUUGAGAGAAACAUACCUCAACUAUCACAACAGUGUCAGGUUUGGAAGGAUUUUGGAGGACUUGGACAGUUUAGCAGUGCUCAUCUGUUACUCUCACACAUGGAAUAAGGAGCUGAAAAGAUCUCCACUGUCUAUUGUCACCGCCCUAGUGGACAAGAUCGAAAAAAACAUCAUCUACCCCGACUGUGACAUCAAGUUUACAGGUCAUGUGACGUGGGUUGGCAAAACCUCAAUAGAAGCUAAAAUGCAUAUGUCUCAGUAUCAUGAUGGGGCGUACACUGACGUAUUAGAUGCCACAUUUGUAAUGGUGGCUCGAGAUCCUGAAAACAAAAGGGCAGCUUUUAUAAACCCACUGAAACUAGAGAGUCCAGAGGAAGAGGCCAUUUUUCAACAAGGAGAGAUUAAUAAGAAGAGGCGUGUGGAGCUGAGCACAGCUUCUCUUUUAAAAGUGGCUCCUACAGCUGAGGAAAGGACACUCAUUCACAACCUGUUUCUCAACACUCUAGACACAAGAACUGUCAGCUUUCGAGGUCGUAUUUUACCACCGAACUCAGUGUGGAUGGAAGAUGCCAAAAUGAAGGGACUUGAGAUUUGCCAUCCACAAGAAAGAAAUAUCUUUAACCGGAUAUUUGGUGGAUUUUUGAUGAGAAAGGCCUAUGAGCUUGGAUGGGCGAAUGCAUGUGCAUUUGCUGGAUGCAGACCAGCCCUGGUGGCUGUAGAUGACAUCGUAUUUCGGAAGCCAGUAGAAAUUGGCUCUAUGCUAUUGCUGUCCUCACAGGUUUGUUACACAGAAGGGAUGCACAUCCAGGUCAGGGUUCACACAGAGGUGCUUGACCCACUGACUCGGCAACACAGCACCACAAACGUGUUUCACUUUACGUUUCGCGUUGAGAAGGAUAUCCCGGCUGUUGUGCCACAGAGCUAUGGAGAAUCUAUGCUGUAUUUGGAUGGAAAGAGGCACUUUGAUGAGACCAUGAGGAGCCAAGGUUGAGCAUCUGGGGUGUGCUGAAAGGAUGAGAUUCCUGCUGAAACUGCAGUGAUUGUCAUCGCUGUAGUGACAUGAGAGUGUAUGUGUGGAUUCAGCUUGUACUUUUAUAGUUACGUCAUUUUAUAUUCACUAUGUAUUUUAGUGUUCGCUGCAUUUUACAUAAAUGUAAAAUAUUGUUUUUCACAAUUUUAAACUUAUAGUGGAAGAGGAGCAUUUAGCGAAAUGGUUUUGCUGUGUAAGGUGUUUUUUUUAUGCAGGAAUAUUUUUAUUGUGUUAAUAUUGAUCCUAUUUAGUCAUUAAAGGGAUAGUUCACCCAAAAAUGAAAAUUCUGUCAAUUACUCGCCUCGUUCAUGUUCAGAACACAAAUUAAGAUAUUUUUAAUGAGCACAACUGACACGUUCAAGACCCAGAAAGGUAGUAAGGACAUUGCUGAAACUGUAAUGUUAUGAAGAUAUAAGAAUGGAUUGAUUUGGAUGGAUGGAUGGAUGGAUUUCAUCAAAAAUAUCUUAAUUUGUGUUCUGAAGAUGAGUGAAUGUCUUACAGGUUUGAAUAGAACGACAUGAGUAAUUAACGACAGACAGGUCAUUUUUGGGUGAACUAUCCCUUUAAGACUUAUAACAGACCAUGUUUUGUUUGCACUACAGUGCCAUUUAUCAGGAGAUAUAACUUUCAAGACUUUUAAACCGAAUGAUUUUUGGUUGUACUGGUGGAACUGACCUGAAUGCAGCCAAAGCUAUUUAUGAACAAGUGGUACCUUGAAAAAGGAUAUACAGUAUGUGCACAAAUUCUGAGAAAAAGUUCUGUCUUCCUUAAUGAUCUCCUCAAAAGGAAACAAGGAGAUCUGAAACUGUAGAUCAAAUUAUGAGGGCACUGACUCAUCAAAACACUCCAAAAACUUUACCUAACACUUCUGAUCUAGAGAGUAUGGAUAAGAAUCAGGUUUUCCUAUUAAAUCUGCAUAUGCUUCAGAAUGCUGACCAGUUAUCUUGUAUGUAAACAUCUGUUUUUGCAUUUUGAUUAUAAAUGCAACAGAUGACCAUGGACAUUUGUAAAAGAUGGUAGUAUGGAUUCUGUAAGAUGUUAAUAUGUAAAAAAUUGUAUGCUAGUGAAAGUAUGUCAAGGGAGAUUAAUAUGAUGCCUUUUGUGUACACACUACCUGAACCAGAAUGACCAAAAAAUGACCAGUGAAUGCAUGCCUUUGAAAUGUUUUUGUUUCAGUAUUUUAUGCGUUUGUAUGAGUAGUCUUGUUUGCUUCUUGUUAACACAGAACCUUAAAGGAAUAGUUCACCCAAAAAUAAAAAUUCUGUCAUUAAUUACUCGCCCUCAUGUUGUUCCAAAUCCACAGGACCUGCGUUCACCUUCAGAACACAAAUUAAGAUAUUUUUGAUGAAAUCCGAGAGCUUUCUCACCCUGCAAAGGCCCAAAAAGGUAGUAAGUGCAUCAUUAAAAUGGUUCAUGUGACAUCUGCGGUUCAACCUUAAUUUUAUAAAGCUACAAGACUGACACGGAGUACAAGAAAUUGAUGAAUAAAGUCUUUAUUUUUGUUUUCUUUGCAUUUAAAAAGUAUUCUCAUAGCUUUAUGACAUUAAGGUUGAACCACUGAUGUCACAUGGACUAUUUUAACAAUGUCCUCACUAUCUUUAUGUGCUUUGCACAUGUUUUGCAAGGUCAGAAAACUUUUGGAUUUCAUCACAAAUAUCUUAAUUUGUGUUCCUUGAUAAACGAAGGUCUUACAGGUUUGGUAUGAAUGACGUGAGGGUGAGUAAUUAAUGACAGAAUUUUCAUUUUUGGGUGAACUGUCUCUUUAAAUAUUCUUAUUUACGUCUGUAUUAGUGGACUAACAUUUGCCUUAUGUGUAAUGCACAUUUCAGAGGUGUAUUCUCUUUUUUUAUUUAUUCCAUGAGCGAAACUGUCCAAUGGUAUUUGUCUGGUCAUGUCAUCUAAAGUGGUCCCCAUGAGGCGACCCACUCCAUGUAAAAUAAAAUAAAACUGUAUCAGGAUACUUAUGAAUGGA